CAGAGGGGACAGCAGCGGCCCCGGGCAGCCCGGGGGGCUCUGGGGAAAUCCCCCCCCGAUCCGUCCCGCGGCGCAGGGCGGCCCCCAAAACACAAAAGCCCCACGGGGACGGGAGGAACCGGGGGGGGGGGGGGGACGACACAAAGCCUGGGGUGCGUGCGGGGUCACAGGGAGACGGGGGAGCACGUAAGGGUUAAAAGGGACCGGGAGGGGCGACAAGAAGGCCCCGAAGGGCCGCAGCUGUGAGAGGGCCCCGCAGGGGGCAGAUUGGGGGGCGGGGAACGACUUCCCAGGGGACGGUAAUGGGGGGAAGGAUUCCCCCACUCCUCCUCCAGGGUCAAUAGCGGGGGAAGGAUUCCCGGACCCGCCCGGGCCGGGACCGCCCCGCUCCCAUCCGCCCUCGGUCGCCCGGGCAACUCCUGCCCGGCCUCAAAAUGGCGGCUCUGCCUCAUGGAGUCGUGAGGCGCACACGCGAUGCCGCCCCGCUCUCCGGCCUCGUCGCCGGAAGUGCUGGAAGAGGCGGAGGGGAGGGGCGGGCGCUUCCGGUUCCGGGUCAGCGCCUGCGGCCGGAGGAAGGGGGGCCGCGGCUGUUGGUGCAGUGCCGGGGCGGCGCGGAGCGGCACGGGGAGGGCCCGCGGCAGGUACAGGCCCCGCGGAGCCCCACUCGGCCCCGGAGGCCAAGACCCACAGCAGCAUCUUCCUCCCGGAGUUGGGGGGGGGGGGGGGACCGGGGAUGUCCCCUCACUGAGGACAACGCCGUCCCCUCCCGCCCGCUGCCGCUGCCCCCCCCCACAGCCGGGGGGUCGACCGAGGAGGACUGCAGCCACCGGGCGCCCCGAUCCCACGCGAUGUCGGCGAAGUGGAGGGCGAGCCUGCUGGCGUGUGAAGGGCUCUCCGGCGUCUGCCUGGUGCCCACGGUGGCCAGCAAGAAGAUGAUGCCGAAGCAGAGCUCGAAGCAGGCGGAGGGCAGGGAGAGGGGCAGCAGCCCCGACGUGCUGGCACUGCGUCAGGAUGGGGAGAAGUCCCGCAGCCGAAAGGAGGAGGAGACGGCGGAGGCGUCGCAGCCCAAAAAGUCCAUUAAAAAGGUGGUGGUGAUCAAGCAGAACUGCUCCUUCCAGCUGAGGAUCCACAAGAACUUCAUCUGCGAGCAGUGCUGCGGGGCGUUCCGUAGCAGUUACCACCUCAAGAGGCACAUCCUCAUCCACACCGGCGAGAAGCCCUUUGAGUGCGACGUGUGCGACAUGCGCUUCAUCCAGAAGUACCACCUGGAGCGCCAUAAGCGCGUGCACAGCGGCGAGAAGCCCUACCAGUGCGAGCGCUGCAUGCAGAGCUUCUCCCGCACAGACCGGCUGCUGCGACACAAGCGCAUGUGCCAAGGCUGCCAGACCAAAGGCCCCGAGGCGCAGCUGCUGCUGUAGGGCCGAGUGCUGGGAGGCGGCCGUGUCCCCCCCCCACCCCCCCGCGCCGCCCCUGGACUUCCCGACCAGGUCCCGACACUGUACAUAGGCUGAGGAUGAGCUGGAACCCUUCUCCCGCACAGCGGCAGCAGCGGGGGUGGCUCUGCCCACCCCCUGCCUCGAGACCCCCCCGCCCCGUCCCGCCGCUGCCAUUGCCUCUCGGGGUUGGCUCCGAGCGGGGUGAGCACCUCCAGAGCAGCCCCCAGCCCGCAGGAAGGACGUGGGGUGGGGUGGAGCCCUCCCACCCCCCAACCCCCUCCGCUGUGUGAGAAAAGAGAAGCAGAAGGCAGAGCUCCCCCCCACCCCCCUCCCCCUGACUCUGGGGGCUGUGGUGCUUCUCCUCCUCAUUGCGGUUGUUCUUUUUGCCCUUUUCUGCUCCUUUUCACCACUGUCACCUCCACCUUUGGGGAGGGGGGGAGCCCCAAACCCCCCACCCUGACCCCCCAGGGUGGGGGCCCAAAGCCAUCACAGUGGGGCUGGGGAGAGCGUGGCAACCGUACAGCUGAGGAUCCCUGAAGGGGUGCCCCAGUAUCACUGUAGCCCCUCCCCCUUCCCUGUCUGCCUCCCACCUGCCCCUAAAAGCAAACAGAACUGCUGGGAGUGGCCCGGGGCGGGGGGGGGACAGGGGGUGCAGCGGAAGCUUCACCCCAACCUGAAACCCCACAGCGGGAGGAGCUGCGCCUGGGGGGCCGUUCCCAUGGGUGGGGGCGGAAAGGGGCCCAGCGGCCCCACUGGUGUCCCACGCGGUGUCCCUGUUGUCGUCCCAUGGCGCUGCUGGGGGGCUGGGGGGGCCCUCUGGGGACACGGGAACCCCCCCGGUGCAGCCAUCAGCACUGUGCUGGGUCACUGUGGGGCGGGGUCACCCCAAACUCCAUGGGGGCUUCAUGAAUUGCGGGGGGGACAAGGAAGUGGAGCGAAACCCCUGCCCACACCGACCCCCCCAUGCUGCCUGGAAAGCCCCACGGCUUCGUUUUUUUGUUUUGUUUUGUUUUGUUUUUUGGGGGGGUUUUGUUUUGUUUUUAAUAUACUUAUUUUGCUAUGGGGGAAGGGAAAGACUUGGGGUGGGGGGUGGGGGCCGGGAGGUAGAGGGGGGGGGGCGUCACUUUUAAGCUGUAGUUUUUAUAAGAUGUCAUAAAGUCGUCUCUUUUUACCAGUAGCGUGGUGUCGGUCCUUGGUGGCGUUCGUUAGGGUAUUUAAAUAAACGUCAUUCUCCUUUUCUA
Molecule: messenger RNA, 2677 nt
Organism: Gallus gallus (chicken)
Lineage: Eukaryota; Metazoa; Chordata; Aves; Galliformes; Phasianidae
Gene: ZNF740
Product: zinc finger protein 740
Exons: 7
Coding region: 435-1418 (327 amino acids)
Biological process (GO): regulation of transcription by RNA polymerase II
Cellular component (GO): nucleus
Molecular function (GO): DNA-binding transcription factor activity, RNA polymerase II-specific; RNA polymerase II cis-regulatory region sequence-specific DNA binding
Source: RefSeq, a predicted model, not a curated record